UGCUCUCUUCGCUGCUCUUCCUCUACUACUCGAAGGAUGCAUCAGUUACCCGAGCCGUGGACCAAGAAAAAAACCUGGAUUUGCCAACGAAUGCCCAAAGGCCUUCACCUGCACGGGGAAAUGGCAGAUCCAUCAGUAGCGACUUCACGCUCCCAGAGAGAAUGGCGGCUGGGGAUAGCCUACAGUUGUCCAGCAGUCGCAGGACUGUCGCAGAUAAUAUUCAAGCUCACGAUCAGCUAGUUACGAAAGAGGAAAGUUGGACAAAAAAGGAGCACAAAGAAAAACAUGAAGUUAAAUUCAACAAAUCAGCACUGACAAAGCACAGAACAUCACCCACUGUAGAUUCACAGGCAGAUGCCGAGAAACGCGUAAGCUCUACGUCAUUAUCGACCAGGGAAAGGGAAAGCAACAGUGUGCGAAAUAAUUAUGCAACAGUUUCGGUUGUAAACUCCCAGACAUCUCAUGGAGGAGAAUUGACAUCGAACAUCACUCUCCAGGAACAUAGCAACAAUAAAAAUGGGAGAAUAUUUCUUAAGGAAAGUCCCCAACAUGCAGCUAUGUCACAACAGAAGGUUCAUGCAAACAAAAUUAAAUUUAUAUCAGCUUUAAACUCUUUCAUUCCAGCUGAUAAUUUGAACUUUAAUGCUUUAACCGACAAACGGCUCUUGUAUAUGAAGACCAAAUGCCAAGCCCUUAAACUUCCCAAGAGAAAAGAGAGAAAAACGAUACGAAAGAAAAUUGCUGUCCGUGAUCUUUUCAGCACCUGCGUUGCCCCGAAGGGAGGGUCUACUUCAUGGUAUGAAUUGAGAGAGAAAUUAAAACAACACCGAUUUGAAGAAAAUGCCAAGGCAGCUAUACUCAGUGUUAGGCACCCUCUCUCACGCUUGACAUCAGCUUAUAGAGACAAGUUCCUAAAUGGCUGCCCAAUAUCGGCUUAUGACGCUGCCUGGAAGAACGCAACGCGAAGCAGUCAGACUUGGCGCUACCGCUGGGGCGCCUAUUGGCUUCCGGCGCUCGUCUCCAGGGGCGACGUCAAACCUUCGCUGUGGAUGGGCAGGAGGAGACACGCAAAGACAGCGAACGUAUCCGACGUGUGUAGAUCAACGCUGCUCUCGAAUAUGGUUGUUGCUCGCCAAUUUGAACGGGAUUACAGACUCAACAUGAAAAAGUACAUGAGCCUCUUCGGCAACGCAACUUUCAGUUUUGAGGACUUUCUCCGCCAUGUACUUUGGACAUUUGAUUACAGCGUCAUGGACCAUCACUGGGCUCCCCAAAGCUGCCUGUGCGAUCCAUGCGGACAGCACUAUGACUAUAUCCUCCACUUGGAGAACAUCGGGCAGGAGGCUCGACACGUGUUCGAUGCCUUGGGGGUUCCUCAGGAGGUUCAGUUAGGAAGUGAUCAUGAUACGAAAAAGGCUCUCAGUGUGUCCGAAAAUGGGUACUUCGAUGGCAUUGACAAAGCCAUUAUGACACGACUCUAUGUGCUUUACAAAAAUGACUUUGAUCUGUUCGGUUAUCAGUAUUAGUGCAGUAAUCAGGAAAAUGGUAAAUCGGAGCCUCGAAACAUCGAAGAGUUUCAGAGGAGAAUGAAAACAGAAAAGCUGUUGGCGUCAGAUACUGAAAGCGCUC
This is a messenger RNA of Penaeus monodon (black tiger shrimp), 1629 nucleotides long. RefSeq lists its product as uncharacterized. NCBI's taxonomy places the organism in Eukaryota, Metazoa, Arthropoda, Malacostraca, Decapoda, Penaeidae. Gene Ontology annotation, molecular function: sulfotransferase activity. The record is from RefSeq and is a predicted model, not a curated record. Gene Ontology annotation, cellular component: membrane. Gene Ontology annotation, biological process: carbohydrate biosynthetic process.